AUGGCCUCCAAAGCGUCCUACCCGACCAUCACAGCAGAUGACCACAAGAGAUAUAUGGAAUAUGCCAUCGAGCAGGCUCGCCUCUCGCCUCCAGAACCCACGAAAUUCUGUGUUGGAGCAAUCCUUAUCGAUGCAGACAAGAACGAAAUCUUAGCGACUGGAUAUUCGAAGGAACUGCCUGAACACACCCCUACAGAUCCGGAAAGUACACACGCAGAGCAGUGCUGCUUCAUCAAAGUAGCUCAGAAGCACAACCUUCCUGAGGAUCGAAUAGGGCAAGUCUUACCCAAGAACGCAGUGCUGUAUACAACGAUGGAGCCGUGCAACAAGAGAUUGAGUGGAAACAGGACCUGCGUCGAGAGGAUCUUUAGGCUCAACGGCGCAAUCAAACUUGUCUACGUGGGCAUCAAGGAGCCGGAGAAGUUCAUUGGCGAGAACGUGGGCAGGAAGUGA
This is a messenger RNA of Endocarpon pusillum Z07020, 453 nucleotides long. RefSeq lists its product as uncharacterized. Gene Ontology annotation, molecular function: catalytic activity. Lineage: Eukaryota; Fungi; Ascomycota; Eurotiomycetes; Verrucariales; Verrucariaceae. The transcript has a single exon. The coding region runs from base 1 to 453 and encodes 150 amino acids. The record is from RefSeq and is a predicted model, not a curated record.